GAAGGAACGGGUCUUCAUCCAUAAACGGGGAGCAGCAGACAUCGUCAUGAAGGUCUCCGUUAUCACUACAGCCGUCUUUCUGCUCGCAUGCGUCACGUGCAACUACGGCCAAGCCGACAUGCAAAAAGGCUUGGCCCUGAUGAAGAAAGCCAUGGCUUGCUUCGGCAACGUGGAUAUGAGCAAAAUUAUGCAAAUGAAGGGUGGCAACCCGCAGAUAGAGAAGCUUAUGAAGGGGUUCCAGACUUGUAAGUCGCAACCAAUGGAUAAAAUUGUGGACUGCUUGGGACGUGAAGCGGGGCUCAAUUCGACGGUAACUAAUUGCCUGAAUGGAGUGGUGAGAAGCAUUUCAAUGCAAUAGGACCCUGCGCAGGAGUUGUGCGAUAUUAAGUGGACGACGGCUAUUGUAUUUGAAGCCGCAAAUAAACACGUUCCUGUUCAAUAA
This is a messenger RNA of Rhipicephalus microplus (southern cattle tick), 442 nucleotides long. RefSeq lists its product as uncharacterized. The record is from RefSeq and is a predicted model, not a curated record. NCBI's taxonomy places the organism in Eukaryota, Metazoa, Arthropoda, Arachnida, Ixodida, Ixodidae.